This is a messenger RNA of Synchiropus splendidus (mandarinfish), 6121 nucleotides long. RefSeq names its product myosin-7-like. Gene Ontology annotation, molecular function: cytoskeletal motor activity; actin filament binding; ATP binding. The transcript is spliced from 39 exons. Gene Ontology annotation, cellular component: myosin complex. Bases 198 to 6017 code for a protein of 1939 amino acids. The record is from RefSeq and is a predicted model, not a curated record. Lineage: Eukaryota; Metazoa; Chordata; Actinopteri; Syngnathiformes; Callionymidae.
UGUUUACCUGGUGAUGCGAGUGUGUGUGCCUGUGUGUGUGUGCAGGUCAGGGUGGUGACCUGCCUUGUAAGGCAGGUUAUCCAGGGUUAUAUAUUGGAUCCCCAUUUGCUCUUCAUGUAGAUCUGCAGCGUCCCAUUCACCUGCCUUUGUUGACCACAGCUGCUGACACCUGAGAGUAGCCUCCAUCUGAGCAGAACAUGGGGGAUGCGGAGAUGGCCGUGUUUGGGGCAGCGGCUCCGUACCUGAGGAAGUCAGACAGGGAGCGCAUGGAGGCGUCAACACGCCCUUUUGACAUCAAGAAAGAAUGCUACGUUCCUGACCAAGUGGAAGAGUUUGUAAAAGCCACCAUAGUGAGCCGAGAUGGAGACAAAGUCACAGUGGACACGCAGCAUGGGAAGUCUGUGACCGUCAAAGAAUCGCAGAUUCUGCAACAGAAUCCUCCGAAAUUCGAUAAGAUUGAAGACAUGGCCAUGCUGACUUUCCUCCAUGAGCCUGCUGUGCUGUUCAACCUCAAAGAGCGUUACGCAGCAUGGAUGAUCUACACCUACUCUGGGCUUUUCUGUGUGACUGUCAACCCCUACAAGUGGCUGCCAGUCUACAACCAAGAGGUGGUCGUCGCCUACAGAGGAAAGAAGAGGAGUGAAGCUCCUCCUCACAUCUUCUCCAUCUCUGACAACGCCUACCAGUACAUGCUGGCAGAUCGAGAGAACCAGUCGAUUUUGAUCACCGGAGAAUCUGGUGCAGGAAAGACUGUCAACACCAAACGAGUCAUCCAGUACUUUGCAAGCAUUGCAGCUGGAGGUAUUCGUAAAGACCCGAACGCCAAAGAUAAGGGUACUCUGGAGGAUCAAAUCAUCCAGGCCAACCCUGCUCUGGAGGCUUUUGGCAACGCCAAGACCAUCAGGAAUGACAACUCCUCCAGAUUUGGUAAAUUCAUCAGGAUUCACUUCGAUACCAGGGGAAAGUUGGCCUCUGCCGACAUUGAAACAUACCUUCUGGAGAAGUCCCGGGUCAUCUUCCAGCUGAGGGCGGAGAGAGACUAUCACAUCUUCUACCAGAUUCUCUCAAAUAAGAAGCCUGAACUCUUGGAGAUGCUGUUGAUCACGAUGAAUCCCUACGACUAUGCCUUCAUCUCUCAGGGGGAAACCCAAGUGGCCUCUAUUGAUGAUGCAGAGGAGUUGAUGGCUACAGAUAGUGCAUUUGAUGUUUUGGGCUUCACACAAGAGGAAAAGAACUCUGUGUACAAGCUGACUGGUGCCAUCAUGCAUCAUGGCAACAUGAAGUUCAAACAGAAGCAGAGGGAGGAGCAGGCAGAGGCGGACGGCACCGAGGAUGCUGACAAAGUCGCGUAUCUGAUGGGCCUGAACUCUGCCGACCUCAUCAAAGGUCUCCUUCAUCCAAGAGUCAAAGUAGGAAACGAGUGGGUCACCAAGGGUCAAAAUGUUGCUCAGGUGACCUACGCUGUUGGGGCACUGUCCAAGUCAGUGUAUGAAAAGAUGUUCCUGUGGAUGGUAAUGAGAAUUAACCAGUCGCUGGAGACCAAACAACCCCGCCAGUACUUCAUUGGUGUACUGGACAUUGCUGGCUUUGAGAUCUUUGACUUCAACACCUUCGAGCAGCUGUGCAUCAACUUCACCAAUGAAAAACUGCAACAGUUUUUCAACCACCACAUGUUUGUGCUGGAGCAGGAAGAGUACAAGAAAGAGGGAAUUGAAUGGACCUUCAUAGAUUUUGGAAUGGACCUGCAGGCCUGUAUCGACUUGAUUGAAAAGCCCAUGGGCAUCAUGUCCAUCCUUGAAGAGGAGUGCAUGUUCCCAAAAGCCAGUGAUGCCACUUUCAAAGCAAAGCUCUACGACAACCAUCUGGGGAAAUCUGCAAAUUUCCAGAAGCCCAGAAUCGUGAAGGGAAAACCAGAGGCUCAUUUUGCCCUGAUGCAUUACGCUGGCACCGUUGAUUAUAACAUCAACAACUGGCUGGUGAAGAACAAGGAUCCUCUGAACGAGACGGUUGUUGGACUUUACCAGAAGUCUAAUCUGAAACUGCUGGCAGUUCUGUUUGCAAAUUACGCUGGAGCUGAUUCAGUGAUGUCCGAAGCAGCUGAGGGCAAAAAAGAAAAGAAGAGGAAGGGGUCAUCAUUUCAAACAGUCUCUGCCCUCCACAGGGAAAACCUGAACAAGCUGAUGACCAACUUGAGGUCAACUCACCCUCACUUUGUCCGCUGCAUCAUCCCCAAUGAGACCAAGACUCCCGGGGCCAUGGAGAACCCUCUGGUGAUGCACCAGCUGCGCUGCAACGGUGUGCUGGAAGGCAUCAGGAUCUGCAGGAAGGGCUUCCCAAACAGGAUCCUCUAUGGAGAUUUCAAACAGAGGUACCGCAUUCUGAAUCCUGCUGCGAUCCCUGAGGGUCAGUUUAUUGACAGUAGAAAGGGAGCUGAGAAACUUCUCGGGUCUCUGGAUAUCGAUCACAAUCAGUACAGGUUUGGACACACAAAGGUGUUCUUCAAAGCUGGACUGUUGGGUCUACUCGAGGAAAUGAGAGAUGAACGUCUCUCCAAAAUCAUCACCGGAAUUCAAGCGAGAUCACGAGGACUUUUGUCCCGUAUUGAGUAUCAGAAGAUGGUGGAGCGCAGAGACGCUUUACUUGUGAUCCAAUGGAAUGUGCGUUCUUUCAUGGGGGUCAAGAAUUGGCCCUGGAUGAAGCUUUUCUUUAAGAUCAAACCUCUGCUGCGGUCUGCUGAAGCAGAAAAGGAGAUGGCUAACAUGAAGGAAGAAUUCCUCAAGUUGAAAGAAUCAUAUGCAAAGUCUGAAGCUCGCAGGAAGGAACUAGAGGAGAAAAUGGUCUCGCUUCUCCAAGAGAAGAAUGACCUUCAGCUCCAAGUUCAAACGGAACAAGACAAUCUCUGUGACGCUGAGGAAAGAUGUGAAGGGCUGAUCAAAAACAAGAUCCAACUGGAGGCUAAAGCUAAAGAGCUAACAGAAAGACUGGAGGAUGAGGAGGAGAUGAAUGCUGAGUUGACAGCAAAGAAAAGAAAGCUGGAAGACGAGUGCUCUGAAUUGAAGAAGGACAUUGAUGAUUUAGAGUUAACCUUAGCAAAAGUGGAAAAAGAGAAGCAUGCCACUGAGAACAAGGUUAAAAACCUGACUGAAGAGAUGGCAGGUCUGGAUGAGAUCAUCGCCAAGCUGACUAAGGAGAAGAAAGCAUUACAGGAAGCCCACCAGCAAACACUGGAUGACCUGCAGAGUGAAGAAGACAAAGUCAACACUCUGACCAAGGCCAAGACCAAGCUGGAACAGCAAGUUGAUGAUCUUGAAGGUUCUCUGGAACAAGAAAAGAAGGUCCGAAUGGAUCUCGAGAGAGCAAAAAGGAAGCUGGAGGGUGACUUAAAGUUGACCCAAGAAACUGUCAUGGAUUUAGAAAAUGACAAACAGCAGUUGGAAGAACGCUUGAAAAAGAAAGACUUUGAGAUCAGCCAGCUGAAUGGCAAAAUUGAAGAUGAGCAAACAUUGAUCAUUCAACUUCAAAAGAAGCUGAAAGAGUUACAGGCCCGUGUUGAGGAGCUGGAGGAAGAGCUGGAGGCAGAGCGAGCUGCCCGAGCCAAAGUGGAGAAGCAGAGAGCUGACUUGGCAAGGGAGCUGGAAGAGAUCAGUGAGCGUCUGGAGGAGGCUGGCGGAGCAACAUCUGCUCAGAUUGAGAUGAACAAGAAGAGGGAGGCCGAGUUCCUGAAGCUGCGCAGAGACCUCGAAGAGGCCACUCUGCAGCACGAAGCCACCGCUGCGACACUGAGGAAGAAACAGGCCGACAGUGUGGCUGACCUCGGAGAGCAGAUCGAUAACCUGCAGAGAGUCAAGCAGAAACUGGAGAAGGAGAAGAGCGAGCUACGCCUGGAACUGGAUGAUGUGGUUUCCAGUUUGGAGCAAGUAGUCAAAGCAAAGACCAACUUAGAGAAAACCUGCAGAACAUUGGAGGAUCAAGCGAACGAAUACAGGAUGAAGUGUGAUGAAAAUCAAAGGACUCUCAAUGACUUCACCACUCAGAAAGCCAAGCUUCAAGCUGAGAAUGAUGAAUAUUCAAGACAGCUGGAGGAGAAGGAAUCUCUUGUAUCCCAGCUAACUAGGGGGAAGAAUUCAUACAACCAGCAGGUUGAGGAUCUUAAGAGACAACUAGAAGAAGAGAUCAAGGCCAAGAAUGCACUAGCACAUGCAGUGCAGUCGGCCCGUCAUGACUGUGACCUGCUCAGAGAGCAGUACGAGGAAGAACAAGAAGCCAAAAGUGAGCUGCAGCGUGGCAUGUCCAAGGCUAACUCUGAGGUGGCUCAGUGGAGGACUAAGUAUGAAACUGAUGCUAUCCAGAGGACCGAGGAACUGGAGGAAGCCAAAAAGAAGUUGGCCCUGCGUCUGCAGGAGGCUGAGGAGGCUGUCGAGGCAGUCAAUGCUAAAUGCUCUUCUCUGGAGAAGACCAAACACAGACUGCAGAAUGAGAUUGAAGAUCUCAUGGUCGAUGUGGAGAGAUCUAAUGCUGCUGCUGCUGCCCUGGACAAGAAGCAAAGAAACUUUGACAAGAUUCUGGCCGAGUGGAAGCAGAAGUAUGAGGAGUCUCAGUGUGAACUGGAGAGCUCCCAGAAGGAAUCCAGAUCUCUGAGCACAGAGCUCUUCAAACUUAAAAACUCAUAUGAAGAGUCUUUGGAACACCUGGAGACCAUGAAAAGAGAAAACAAAAACCUGCAAGAGGAGAUUUCUGACCUAACUGAGCAACUCAGUGAGGGAGGAAAGACUGUGUAUGAGUUGGAUAAGGCACGUAAGCUACUGGAGCAGGAGAAGGGUGAGAUUCAGUCUGCCCUUGAAGAAGCGGAGGGUUCCUUAGAACAUGAGGAAGGAAAGAUCCUGCGAGCUCAACUAGAGUUCAACCAAAUCAAGGCUGACAUGGAGCGCAAGAUCGCUGAGAAAGAUGAGGAGAUGGAGCAGAGCAAGAGGAACAUGCAGAGGACCAUUGAUACCCUGCAGAGCUCUCUUGAAGCCGAGUGUCGCAGCAGAAAUGAGGCCCUUCGUUUGAAGAAGAAGAUGGAAGGAGACCUGAAUGAGAUGGAGGUCCAGUUGAGCCAAGCCAACAGGCAGGCAGCUGAGGCCCAAAAGCAGCUCAAGUCUGUUCAUGCUCAUCUGAAGGAUUGCCAAAUUCAACUGGAUGAGUCUCAUCGCCUCAAUGAUGAUCUGAGGGAGAACACUGCAAUCGUUGAGAGGCGCAACAACCUGCUUCAGGCAGAGCUGGAGGAACUCAGAGCCGCUCUUGAGCAAACAGAGAGAACCCGAAAACUUGCUGAACAAGAGCUGCUGGAUGUUACUGAGAGAGUUCAGCUACUGCACUCACAGAACACCGGCCUGAUAAACCAGAAGAAGAAGCUGGAGGCUGAUGCAUCCCAGCUUCAGACUGAGGUUGAAGACGCAGUCCAGGAGUGUAGAAAUGCAGAGGAGAAGGCCAAAAAGGCCAUCACUGAUGCUGCCAUGAUGGCUGAGGAGCUGAAGAAAGAGCAGGACACCAGCGCUCACCUGGAGCGCAUGAAGAAGAACAUGGAGCAAACCAUCAAAGACCUGCAGCACCGUCUGGACGAAGCUGAGCAGAUCGCCAUGAAGGGAGGAAAGAAGCAGCUCCAGAAGCUUGAGGCCAGGGUGAGAGAGCUGGAAAACGAAGUAGAGGCGGAGCAGAAGAAAAACGGCGAAGCGGUGAAAGGAAUAAGGAAAUAUGAGCGCCGCAUCAAGGAGCUGACUUAUCAGACUGAUGAGGAUCGCAAAAAUGUUGCUCGACUUCAAGAUCUGGUGGACAAACUGCAGCUGAAGGUUAAAGCCUACAAGAGAUCAGCUGAGGAAGCUGAGGAGCAGUCCAACGCUCACCUUGGCAAGUUCCGCAAGCUGCAGCAUGAGCUGGAUGAAGCUGAAGAGCGUGCUGACAUCGCAGAGUCACAGGUCAACAAGCUCCGAGCCAAGAGCCGCGAUGUUGGUCCCAAGAAAGGGUUUGAUGAGGAGUAAGGUUUUCGGACUGCUCGGAAAACCUUUUGCCUGCUGUGUGAAGUAGAUCUAAAAUGUAGAAAUGUAGCAUAUAAUAAAGUCGAGCAUUAAGCUAAUUUGUUGUC